Messenger RNA from Moneuplotes crassus, 2831 nucleotides. Lineage: Eukaryota; Ciliophora; Spirotrichea; Euplotida; Euplotidae. The record is from the annotation of a GenBank genome assembly.
UUGGAAGAUAUAAUAAAAGCAAUCUUAGUAUGGAAGCCGCAUCAAGUUUUGCAUAUUUGAAGUGCUAUGACAAUAAGGAAGAAGAGGAGGAAGACAACCUCUCUGUGCUCUCUGAUGAGCUGAAUAGAAGCUUUGAGUCGGAUGAUGAAGACGACGAUGUUGAUUUUAUGUCACUCAAUCAAAAUUCAAUGCAGUUACAGGAAGAUAAAAGUCAAGAAGAAGGGCUAAAGAAUAUCUUUCCCCCAGCUCCUUCACAAGUUCCUCAGAUGAUGGGACAACAAAAUGUUAGAGAGUCCGCUCCAAGACGUAUGUUUAGAAGAGAAGCUUCAUCAAGUCCUGUUAGAGAUGAACAAGAGCAAGAGAAGAAGGUUAUAUUAAUUGGAGAACCAGGAUCAGAGUUCCCUGUCAUAAUAGAAGACCCUAAUAAAAAUCUUAUGGUUUGCCCAGAACCUGGCCUUAGCAAUCCCCAUCCAAAUGACCCUAACAUCAUGAUUUGCCCUGGUGCAGAGCCUCCUCCAAUGAUACACGAAAAUCUAGAUGGAAAUCUCCAGAUUUGUCCUCCAGGGAAUCCUCCACCUCCAAACGACCCAGACAUCAUGAUUUGCCCAGAGGAAAUGCCUUACCCUGAAGUCAUCGAGAACCCAGACGCUAACAUGCAGAUAUGUCCUCCAGGGAAUCCUCCUCCAUCUCAUCCAACUGAUCCAAACAUUAUGAUUUGUCCUGGAGCAGAGCCUUUCCCAAUUCUCAGCAAUAAUCCUGACGCAAAUCUCCAGAUUUUGACCCCUCCUCUAGCACAAGGAUCGAAUCUUUCAAACAACCAGAAUACAGGUUCAAUGCCUCCUCCCAGAAUGGGCGAGAAUUUAGGCUACAUGCCUUCAUCAAGAUCUGAAAUAAACCCUGAAGGCUCUUCGAUACCCCUACAAAGACGAAUGAGGAAGAAGAAGGAAGCCAAAGCCAGACAUGCUCGUCAAGGAAGGAAGUUCAAGCACCAGAUAGACACAAAUGUUAUCAGGCUCAAGCUCAAAGUUCUGAAAGAUGAUGCUGAACUAGCUGCUGGCGACCCCAUCUUCUGUGGCAAAUGCAAUGCUGUGUUCAACAGCCACAGCACUCUUGGAGAGAAGGAAGAGAACAAACUUGAAGAAAUCAAAGAGGAAGUGGAAGAUGAAGAGGAGAAGGAAGAAGCCAUGGAGGAUUCCAAGCUCUGGAUCUGUGAGUUCUGCAAUCAUAGGAAUCAUAUCAUGGUUGAGCCUGAGGAGAUCCCGAGCAAGAAUGCAAUGAAUUACAUUAUUGAGACAGAGGAACUUGAUGAAGCAAAGAAGAAACAUACAGGAACAGCUGCAGUGAUCUUCUGCAUUGAUAUCUCUGGAUCUAUGUGUGUCACCAAAGCUGUUGAUGGCAAGUUCAAAAUCAAGGGAGAUAAAUAUGAUGAACUUCAAAAACUCAUGAAAUAUUCAGAUGGUUCAGACCAAUUCGCCUUCAAUGACAGAAAUGUUACUUAUGUUUCUAGACUUCAGUGUGUCCAAGCAGCCAUUGAAGCUCAGCUGAUUGACAUGAAGGCUGAGAAAUCAAAGAAGAAGGUUGGCUUGGUUUCAUUCAAUGGAGAAGUAAACAUCAUUGGAGAUGGUACUCAAGACUCUCAGACCAUUUCUGGUGACAAGCUCAAAAACUACCAAUACUUAUUAGAAAAUGGUCAGGAAAUUGCAAAAACUCAUAUGUCUCAAGGAAUAGAAGAAUCAAGCGACCAACUCAAUGAAAAGUUAUUUGCUCUCGAAGAAACUGGUCCUACUGCUCUUGGACCUGCUGUUGCCUCUUCCAUCGCCAUGGCUGGUGAAUGCGGUAAUGGCUCCCAAGUCUUCAUUUGUACUGACGGUUUGGCAAACAUUGGAGUUGGAUGUCUUGAAGAGCAAAAGGACAGCACCAAUGCUGAGCAAGAUGUUGCUACUUUCUACGAACAACUUGCUGACUAUGCUGCAAGUAAGGGAGUUACAGUCAACAUCAUCAGUAUCAAAGGAGAGGAAUGUGACCUUGAAACAUUAAGUCCUCUCUACGACAAAACCAAUGGUAACGUCGAGAUUAUCGAGCCAGAUGAGCUCAAGAAUAACUUUGCUAACAUGAUGAAGCAAGAAGUCAUUGCUACUAGAGUUGUCACAAAAAUUAAGCUUCAUCAAGCUCUUGAGUUCAGAAACGAAGAUGAAAUUGACUUGAAGGAUAACAAGACAUUACUCACUAAAGAUCUCGGAAAUGUGACAGAAGAUUCUGAAAUAACAUUUGAGUAUAAGCUCAAAUUAAAGAGUGAACUUGAGAAGAUUAAAGGCUUUGACAUCAAAAACCUAAAACAAAUUCCGUUCCAGACAAUUAUUGAGUAUACAAAACUAGACGGAAUGAAGUGUAUUAGAACACUAACACAAGUUCAGAAGGUUACUGAUCAGAUAGAUGAAGCUAAGGAUAAUGCUAAGAUAGACAUCCUUGCCAUUAAUGCAGCUCAGCAGGCUUCAAAGCUUGCUAAGAAGGGAGACUUCAGAUCCGCCCAAGCUUAUAGUAUGAACCAGAAGAACUACAUCAAGAGCAAUAUCAAGACUGAUUCCCAGAAACAAGUCUAUCAAGGAUGGAGCCACCAAAUGAAUGAAAUGUAUGAUGAUAUUCAUAUGCAGAAUAAUGUCGAGGAGAUGAUGGAAGGUGACCCUGGAAUGAUGGCUAAAGAGGAAGCACCAGCCAAGUCAAAGAAGGGAUUCUUUUCAAAGUUAGGAGAUAAGCUCAGCAAAAACUUGAGAAAGGGAACACAGUUUAAUAGCAAGAAUUUUAAGUAGAGGACACCUAUAAAACUAUCUUCA